AUGGCGUUGCGACGCUUCCUUGAACGUCGACUGGCACCGCUACCGCUCGGUUGCAGGGGUUGCUGCUGCACCAAGUCUUCCGGUUCCAAGCCACAACGUCUGCAUGUAACGCGUGGAGGACUGAGAGCAUUUGUAUCGUGGCAGUAUUCACUUCAUGGGAGUUGCAUCUGCGCUGCGCUUUCCUCUUCUAGAGCUUUUAUUCACUCGCCAGAUAGAGCAAAAAUGUCUUCCCCCGCAGAAUUGCUUGAGCGUCUCCAACGCGUUGUUGGCUUGGAUGAGAAGAACUCCAAGGACCUGUCUACGAAGCCGGAACGCGUGCAGGACCUCCUCGCUUUCUUUGCGAGCCAAGACAUGGAACCGGAUUCCCCUCGCGAGCAAAAGGUGAUGCUUUUUAACGUGUGGACCAAAGUUAAACUCCCCAAGCACCGCGCUAUUGUCGCCGCAUAUGUGAAGCAGGGCAAGUUGGAUUCCACACAAAAGGUGGAUGCCGCUGUGCGGUUGGUGAAUGCCAUGAAGGAAGAUACUCCCUUCGAUGCAGCCGCAUUUGAAAGGGACUGUGGCGUCGGUGUGGUUGUCUCACACGAUGAAAUCUUGCGACGGGUGAAGGCGGCAUUGGCAGAUGAAGAUCUCAAGGCGUUGAAGACGUCAUGGAUGAAAAAUCCUAACAUGUUGCUCGGCCGGAUGAAGCAGGUGCCGGGCUUACAAUGGGCCGACUUCACCGUGGUGAAGACCGUACUUGAGGAAGUAGUGCCACCCAUGAUUAAGGAUGUCGUCGUUGAUGAAGCGGAGACCAAGACCAAGGAGAAGUCCCCCACCCUGGCUCAAAAAAAGAGUGAUGAAACUGCAGUGACGAGCAAGUGCCCACGCAACGCGGAUUGGAAACGUGUUGUAGAUCUGCAUUCAAUUACACGCAUUGGUGAUUUACCAUCGGUGCAGGAGGGCACGAAGGUGCAGGUCGUGGGGUGGGCACACCGAGUUCGUCACCAGUCGCGUCUCUCUUUUGUGGUGGUCCGAGACGGAUCGGGGUACAUUCAAGCCGUCUUCAACGGUGAAGUGGAGCCGUUUCACCGCGAGACGUCCUUGGCGAUUCGUGGCACGGUGAAAUGUGAGCCCAAGGCCAAGGCCGAACUGCAGCCCCCAUAUGAGCUUUGCGUGGAUGAAUACGCCAUUAUUGGUAACUCCGACGGCAGCAUUGAAAAUGUUAUCACCGCUGAGAGCUCCCCUGACAAGCUGUUGGAUGAUCGUCACUUGGUGCUUCGUGGAACCUAUGGCUCAACAACCUUAAAGGUUCGUCAUGAGGUCAUUCGAGCUUUUCGGGAAUAUUUUUGGUCAACAAACACGUAUGAGGUAACGCCGCCAACUCUUGUAAACACGGAAUGUGAGGGAGGCUCCACCCUCUUUGACGUCAUGUACUACGGCAAGAAUGCUUACCUCACACAGUCGUCUCAGUUGUAUCUUGAGACCUGCACCGCUGCGUUGGGAGAUGUCUAUUGUAUUCUCCCCAGCUAUCGGGCGGAGAAGUCCAAGACGCGACGCCACCUAAGUGAAUACUCACACCUUGAAGUUGAGUACAGCAUCUGUGACUUUGAGAUUUUCCUCUCAAGGUUGGAGGACAUGAUUGUGGAAGCAUUCAAUCGAACCAUUGAGCGGGUGGGGCAUUUGGUUGCCUUCAUGAAUCCGGGGGAAUUGUUGUCUCCAGACGCAAAUCCCCGUGACCCGAAGAGCUGGAGGUUUGCCCCGAAGAAGCCGUUCCGGCGCCUUCGGUACAGUGAAGCCAUUAAACUUUGUAACGACAACGGCAUUUUUAACCCAGAGACAAACGCCCCGUUCCAGUUCGGUGAGGAUAUCACGGAUCAACCGGAGCGAGCCAUGGUGGCGUUGUUGGGGGAGAUGGUGUUCAUGACGCACUUUCCUGCAGUGAUGAAAUCGUUUUACAUGGCCCGAGACCCAGAGGAUCCCACCCUGACGGAGUCUGUUGACGUGUUGGCGCCAGGAAUUGGGGAAAUUGUCGGCGGCUCCAUGCGUAUGUGGAACCACGAGGAGCUGAUCGAGGCGUACAAACGCGAAAAACUUGACGCCAGCGCGUAUUAUUGGUACACGGAUCAGCGCAAGUACGGUUCCACCCCCCACGGCGGGUUUGGUUUGGGCUUGGAGCGCUUCUUGGUGUGGCUUCUGAACCUGGACUCGGUGAGGGAGGCCUGCCUGUACCCGCGCUAUAUGGGAAGAUGCGAGCCGUAG
Trypanosoma conorhini is the source of this 2238-nucleotide messenger RNA. Its product is annotated as putative asparaginyl-tRNA synthetase. Gene Ontology annotation, cellular component: cytoplasm. Gene Ontology annotation, biological process: asparaginyl-tRNA aminoacylation. The transcript has a single exon. NCBI's taxonomy places the organism in Eukaryota, Euglenozoa, Kinetoplastea, Trypanosomatida, Trypanosomatidae. The record is from RefSeq and is a predicted model, not a curated record. Gene Ontology annotation, molecular function: ATP binding; asparagine-tRNA ligase activity; nucleic acid binding. The coding region runs from base 1 to 2238 and encodes 745 amino acids.